GCGGAGUUCUCGCUGGGUCAGUGGUAAGUUGGACGGGGUAUCCAUCACAGUCAUUUGAAAGUCCUGCAAAAUCUGCAUCUCUCUGUGGAAAAUCACUUUACCGUUUGAGGAGAAUUGUAAUUUUAGGGACCAACGGAAUUACAAAAUGUUGAGCAACCGGUCAACCACCACCCGGCAACCCUCCUCCUACAAGAGGAUGUUCGGCGGAGAGCGUCCCGCAAUGGCCCGGUCGACUUUCUCAAGCCGCCAGUACUCGAGCCCCGUGCGCUCCUCCAGGAUGUCCUAUAGUGUGUCCUCCGCGCCGCCUAGCAUCUUCGCAUCCAAGACUACCCGUCUCCGUAGCAGUGCCCCAAUGCCCCGACUUUCAUCGGAUAAUGUUGACUUCGCUCUCUCGGAUGCCAUCAACAUGGAGUUCAAAGCCAACAGGACCAACGAAAAAGCGGAGAUGAUACAUCUCAACGACAGGUUCGCCAACUAUAUCGACAAGGUGCGAUUUCUGGAGCAGCAGAAUAAGAUUUUGAUCGCGGAGCUGGAGCAGCUCAAAGGGAAAGGAACGUCCCGCAUCGGGGACCUAUACGAGGAUGAGAUGAGAGAACUACGGCGGCAGGUGGACCAGCUGACAAAUGAGAAAGCUCGGGUCGAAGUGGACCGGGACAACCUGGGGGACGACAUAGAGCGGCUCAGAGAAAAACUUCAGGAGGAAAUGCUGCAGAAAGAGGAGGCAGAACAUAACCUACAGAGCUUCAGACAGGAUGUGGACAACGCCUCCCUGGCCCGCCUGGACCUGGAGAGGAAGGUGGAGUCUCUACAGGAGGAGAUCAUCUUCCUCAGGAAGGUGCAUGAUGAGGAGGUCGCUGACCUGCAUGCUCAGAUGCACGAGCAGCAUGUUCAGAUAGACAUGGACGUGGUCAAGCCUGACCUGACCACCGCUCUGAGGGAUGUCCGGCUGCAGUACGAGACUCUGGCCAACAAGAACAUGCAGGAUUCCGAGGACUGGUACAAGUCAAAGUUCACCGACCUGACUGAGGCGGCGGCGCGCAACACCGACGCCAUUCGCCAGGCCAAGCAGGAUGCCAACGAGUACAGGCGUCAAGUGCAAGUCCUCACCUGCGACGUGGAAGCCCUCAAAGGAACGAACGAGUCUCUGGAACGACAGAUGAGGGAGCUGGAGGAGACCUUCGGCCUGGAGGCGGCUAACUACCAGGACACCAUCAUCCGUCUGGAGGAUGACAUCCGCAACAUGAAGGACGAGAUGGCCCGCCACCUCAGGGAGUACCAGGACCUGCUCAACGUCAAGAUGGCCCUGGACAUCGAGAUCGCCACCUACAGGAAACUUCUGGAGGGAGAGGAGAGCAGAAUUACCACUCCUAUGCCCAACUUCUCUUCUUUCAACCUGAGAGAAUCCAUGGUGGAGGCUCGGCCAAUGAUUGACAGCCUGUCCAAAAAGGUUCUGAUCAAGACUAUUGAGACCAGAGAUGGACAUGUCAUCAAUGAGUCGACCCAGAAUCAUGAUGAGCUUGAGUGAUGCCGGCAAGACUCAAGAAGAAGAAGAGAUCUGCCUCCGCUGGAGGACUGCUGACACAUUGAGAAAUGGAGAGAGGGAAUAGGGGAUAUUUCUGUUAUUUCAGUGAGCGUUAAAAGUAUACAUAAAUACAACAAAAAAAACGUGCAAACAUUUUAAGAACAGCUUUAAAAGUGCCUUGUCACCAUGAUAGAGGGGCUUGCUGAUAGGGUUGUGCUGAUAUCCUACAGUAGAGUAGAAAUAGAACAUUGUUUAGAGAAGAAACCAGCUAUGAAUGUUUCUGUCCAUCACUGCUGCAGUCUCUAGUUUACACUCUGUAACCACAGCAACACUGACACAAUGGCUGUUUUCUUUUCUUAUCAAAUUUUACCAAAUUAUCAUGAAUAAAGACUGAAGCACUGUCAACCUACACCAACACCAAACGGUCUCUGCUUCUGUACCUCAAUAAAACUUUGAAGAAAAACAAAA
Messenger RNA from Osmerus eperlanus (European smelt), 1990 nucleotides. It is a transcript of the gene vim, whose product is annotated as vimentin. The transcript has 9 exons. Gene Ontology annotation, cellular component: plasma membrane; axon; cytoplasm. Gene Ontology annotation, biological process: intermediate filament organization. NCBI's taxonomy places the organism in Eukaryota, Metazoa, Chordata, Actinopteri, Osmeriformes, Osmeridae. The record is from RefSeq and is a predicted model, not a curated record. Gene Ontology annotation, molecular function: structural constituent of cytoskeleton. The coding region runs from base 146 to 1525 and encodes 459 amino acids.